GUGAUGUUUCACAGUCAGUGGACCCUUGUAGCCCCAAGUAUCCUCGAGAGGUAUUCUCAAAAUUUUUGAUGUCUUUGUAGGUUGAAUUUGAUUAAAUUCAAGCCGACUAUGCACCAGUGCUAAUAUGCCAUUAGAAUGGAUUUUGCUGAACAGUGUGACAGGCGGAUUCAUCCCCAAGCAAAGGCUUCUCGGAUUACGAGGAUAUUCUUUAUGUACACCAUAGGAUUAUUUCGCAACACUUACAGAAGAAAUAAAAUUUCUCAUGAAGAUAUUUUUGAAGUACUGCCGGGUCAUAGCUCGCAAAAAUUGGGAAAUAUGAUAGAAAGCAGAUUUAAAGAAGAUCUAGACCGCUUGGGUACAAUUUCUGUGUAUAGAUUAUUGUGGAAGUGCUUUGGGAAGGAGUAUGCUUUGACAGGAGUGCUCCAGUUGCUCAUGAGGACACUGGUUGUGAUAUAAGACUGUAUGAGAAGCAGUAAAGGAUCUGACAAGCCAGCAGAUUCAAGUUUAGCUAAUAACAAGUAAUGAUGAAUUUGCUCCAAGAUCUUUUGAAUGUCAGUGUAUAUGACAUCCAAUUGGCGCUGAUCAUCCAAAACUGUAGACAUUUCUUGCGUUAAACAAGUCAAGUUUGUGACUGUGCCUCCCAGACAUAAGCCCAUGCUGAUUGUCAGAAAUAGAUCCUCUCACAGAGCCAUACAAGACAUCGUAUAUUAGGAUCUCAAACAUUUUGCUAAAGAUGGUGGAAUGUACAAGGUAAAAAUAACAAGAAUAGAGCUAUGAAAAACGAUUUUAACUGCAACAGUGUCAAUUCGAGGGAAAGCUUCAUCGGAUCCUGGAAUUUUGAGCUCCUAAAACAUCUUUCGUUUAAUUUGAAGCACCUGAAUUUGACUGAAUUGUGGAAAGAGGAUGAACAAGGUAACGAUACCAUGGACGAUAUCACAGUUGAUCAAUUACUUCCAGCCAAACCAAACUCAUCUAACGGACUGCGAUGCAUACUAUUUAGCGGCCUUACUUAUAUUCCUCAAUCUACUAAACAUCACCUACUUGCACAACUAUUUGUUGCAUCUGACUUCAAUGGGUAUCAGGAUACGCACAGCUUUCUGCGCUCUGAUCUACAGAAAGUGCUUGAGGUUGAGCCCUGAGUCACUGACCACGAUCACUACUGGAAACAUAGUGACUUUGAUGACGAAAGAUGUCGCUGCGUUCGAGACGAUGAUCAUGUAUGCGAAUGACGUUUGGAUUGGGUGCGUCCAAACGGUUGUGAUAUUUUAUUUGCUUUAUCGGAGAGUUGGAGUAGCAGCUUUUGUUGGAGUUGGACUGUUCUUGAUUAUGAUACCGAUUCAGAUUUACAUUGGCAAAGUUGUAUCCAAGUUACGUGUGGAAUCGGCAAAGAAUACUGACAAAAGACUACAAACUAUACGAGAUGCUGUUUCUUCAAUAAAAAUUAUAAAAAUGUAUAAUUGGGAGUCCAUAUUUGAAGAUAGGAUUUCACGUAAUAGGAGGAUCGAGAUAAACAGCCUAGUGAAGAUAUUCAUAAGAAAGGUAAUGAUCCUUCUCCUGGGCGCCUUGACCUCAAAACUAGCCUUCUUUGCCAUGGUAAUGAUGUACGUCUGGCUAGGCAACCCUAUUUCAGCAGAGCUGGUUUACUUUAUCCUCACUCUGCUGCAAAGAGUGAGACACGCUUUCAACGUGGUGAUUCCUAUGGGUAUCACUGAGUCCGCAGAGUUGUAUGCUUCAGCUAAGAGGAUAGAGGCUUUGCUCAAAACGGAGAGUGUUACGAAGAAUGCCGAUGAAAAAACUGUUUUGAAGGAUAAUAUGUUAGGCUUCUUCAGUAUUGCUACAAGCUACUGUGGAUCCGGGUCACUAGCUAGUUCAGGAGUAAAUAAGGACAGGAAAAUACAUAAGAAAUACUGGUUUGCAUUUUGAUAAACGAAAAUGCUAAAGUAAACGUAAGAAAUACCACAGUAGAAAUACGGGGUCACACAGUUCUGAAAGGAAUCUCCUUCGAAGUAAACAAUGGGCUGACAAUUAUCUCAGGUCCAAUAGGCUCUGGCAAAACCACACUCCUAAGACUUCUGUUGAAUGACAUAAGUUGCAAGGAGGGCUCCGUGCUUGUAAAUGGCCGGGUAUCUUACGCUCCUCAGGAACCAUGGGUUUUUCCUUCUACUUUGAAACAAAACAUACUUUUGGGCGAGAAGUUUGAUAGAAACAGGUACGAGGAGGUAUUGAAAGUGUGCGCUCUUACUCUUGAUAGAGACAGACUUCCAGGAGGUAAGUAGAAGGCUUCUCGAUUUUCAUACUUUAGUCAUCAUGGAGGUCCAAGGCUAUUUGAUAAUGUGUCGCUUUAGUGAUAAUGUAAGUUAUGGUAUCCUGAUGUCAUUACCUUAAAGCAUUAACACCAUCGAAGUCACUAC
Molecule: messenger RNA, 2411 nt
Organism: Acanthoscelides obtectus
Lineage: Eukaryota; Metazoa; Arthropoda; Insecta; Coleoptera; Chrysomelidae
Source: the annotation of a GenBank genome assembly